This is a messenger RNA of Phlebotomus papatasi, 2910 nucleotides long. RefSeq names its product neurogenic protein big brain (gene bib). The record is from RefSeq and is a predicted model, not a curated record. Gene Ontology annotation, cellular component: plasma membrane. NCBI's taxonomy places the organism in Eukaryota, Metazoa, Arthropoda, Insecta, Diptera, Psychodidae. Gene Ontology annotation, molecular function: water channel activity. Gene Ontology annotation, biological process: transmembrane transport. The coding region runs from base 863 to 2671 and encodes 602 amino acids. The transcript has 5 exons.
AGUUGCACUUAAUUGUUUGAUUAAUGGUUCAAUCGAAAUGUACACAUCUGCCGGGAGAGGCGAAUGCACCAUGUGUUAGUGUGAUAAGGGAGAGCGAGAGAGAAUGCCUUUCACACUCUCACCCCUCUGGUUCAAAAAUUAAGGCAGAGAGAGAAUUGAGAGCAGAAGAAGUGGAAGAUGCUUCAGCCAGCAGAUCCAUGCCCACUCUCUCAUUCACUUGUGACAUUCUGAACAGAACUGACGUGCAUCCUUCCCACCAGCUUGUCCAAUCGCCUGGUCGUUCGUCUGGCGCCAAUUCGUGAUUUUCGCUUAGUCGGUUUUUUUUUUCAAAAAUCCAGAAAGUGUUGCAAGUGAAACUUUUUUGUCAGCAAUUGUAGAGUGUUCAGUUUUUUUUAAUUCAUAAAAUAAAAUCAAUUGAAUAAUUGGCACAAUUUGCCUGAUGUGAAUAGUUAAUUCAUUUUAUAUUUUUUGAUCUUGCUCUUUCACUGUGUCCAUAGAGAGGAAGAAAUCUCAAUUGUCUGGCUGUUGUGCAGCUCGAAUUUCAAUGGACUCAUCAUUCUCUUCUCAGACCAAUAAUUAAGGUCUUUUUUAUGUAGUGCUUUUUUUUCGAAGUUGCCAGUGUUAUUUGGCAGGAAAACCACAAAAUAUUUCCACAGCGAUGACUUUUAUGUGAUUCUUCAGUGUCUCAUUUUCUGUGAGACAAACACGGGAUAUUGGUCUUCUUUGAAAUUCUGUGUUCUCCUCGUAAUUGGAUAUUUCUGCCCAUAAUACCGGAGCAAAAAAAACGUGCCAGUGUUUGUGCCAAUUUUGCCAAAUUGAGGCUUCACUUCAAUCUCCAAGCCAGCAAAAGUAAAUCAAGAAGAUGGCAGAAGAAAGUCUUCAGCUUCCUCCAGAGCACAACCUUGACUACCACAUCGUAUCUCUGUUCGAACGCCUGGAAAAUCUCAGGAAGGAACAGAAUCAGGGAGCAGUGGUUGUUGUUGGAGGACGUGUCUCUCGGCCCAGCAUGCAAGCUGAGAUCCGAACUUUGGAGUUCUGGAGGUCCAUUAUCUCUGAGUGUAUCGCCUCAUUUUUCUACGUGUUCAUUGUAUGUGGAGCAGCAGCGGGAGCUGGGGUUGGGGCUAGUGUCUCCAGUGUCCUCUUGGCAACGGCUCUAGCAUCCGGAUUUGCCGUUGCAACACUCACUCAGUGCUUUUCCCACAUAUCAGGAGCUCAUAUAAAUCCUGCAGUCACUCUGGCACUUUCAGUGGUUAGAAUGAUAUCACCACUCAGGGCAGCUAUGUACAUCACAGCACAAUGUGGGGGCGGAAUUGCUGGAGCAGCUCUACUAUACGGAGUGACUGUUCCGGGAUACCAAGGGAAUCUGCAAUCAGCCAUCUCUCACAGUGCAGCCCUGGCAGCUUGGGAACGCUUCGGAGUAGAGUUUAUCCUCACAUUUGUCGUUGUCUUGGCGUACUUUGUCUCAACGGAGUCCUACAGGAGAUUUCUAGGAGCAUCCUCGCUGACCAUUGGGGCUGCCUAUAGUGCAUGCAGCUUCGUUUCCAUGCCUUAUUUGAAUCCCGCCCGAUCAUUGGGACCAUCGUUCGUGCUCAACAAGUGGGAUAACCACUGGGUUUAUUGGAUGGGACCCAUGGUUGGUGGAGUUGUGUGUGGUCUUCUCUAUGAAUACAUCUUCAGUCCUAAGCGGUACCAGAAGCGGACUAAAGACAGUGGGGACAAUGACUCAUCAUCACUUCAAUCGGAAGAUGAAAUGGAUUAUCAUGUAGACAUGGAGAAACCGACACUACCCCUGCCAAAAUUUCAUGGGGCGACCUACAAUACCUAUAGAUCUGCUGGUGGAGUUGCCGCUGGUGGAGCCUAUCCUCAGAAUCUCUACUCAACAGCUCCUCCAACCAAAGGAGAACCAAUUUACGGAGGAACUAGAUCCUUGUACUGCAAAUCUCCUCCUUUAACCCGUGCCAACCUAAAUCGCUCUCAGUCAGUCUAUGCUAAGAGCAAUACUGCCAUCAAUCGAGACUUGGGAGGGAUACCUCGACCAGGACCACUUGUUCCAGCUCAAAGUCUCUACCCGCUACGAGUGACUCAGACUCAAAGUAGUCAUUUGCAAAAUCAGAACGUUCAGAACCAGAUGCAGCAACGCUCAGAAAGUAUUUAUGGGAUCCGUACUGCUGUUCGCCAAAACGAAAACCAGACUUUUCAACCCAUCUAUGGAACCCGAACAGCUCCUGCACCGGGAGAUGGACUGAAAUACGAUCGAGAAUCCAGACGACCUGAAUCAGUAUAUGGAAUGACGGGAGCUAGAAAUCGAGGACAAUCAGCUCAGUCUGACGACAGCUCCUACGGUUCCUAUCAUGGAUCUUCGUUGACUCCUACGGGACGUGGGGGAACUUCACAGCAACCAAACGGUGACAUUCCGCUGAACACUUACUCUUGCACACGAGGACAACAACAGCAGAAUGACAGAAAGCCCACCAACAAUGGUCAACAGCAUCAGCCACAUCCACAACAUCAACAGCAGCAUCAACAGCAUCAACAACAUCAGCAACAGCAACCACAACAAUCAAGCAAUGUUUAUGGCUGUGGACAGAAGCAACAGCAGACCUGCGUAGCUCCGCCGCCGCCACCACCACUCCAGCAUCAGUAUCUUCACCCGAUCAGGCAGCAGAACUGAACCAGGCUGCAACGCACUGUAUUUAUCUCCAUUCAUUAGUCUCUCAAGAUACUUUCACCCUAGUGACAAUAAGACGUUUCAAAGUUACACAGUGGCGAACAGAGAGGUGAAAACGCAAAAAUAUUUGGAUUAUACGUUAUGAAUAACAAUGUUGAUAUUCAUGUUAUUGCUAAUGAAUACUAAGGAAGUUAUUUACAUCUACGUGACAAUAUAUACAACAAUUAUUUGUUUUGAUCCAA